Helicoverpa zea (corn earworm) is the source of this 1070-nucleotide messenger RNA. RefSeq names its product HIG1 domain family member 1C-like. Gene Ontology annotation, biological process: mitochondrial respirasome assembly. Bases 16 to 486 code for a protein of 156 amino acids. Lineage: Eukaryota; Metazoa; Arthropoda; Insecta; Lepidoptera; Noctuidae. Gene Ontology annotation, cellular component: mitochondrion. The transcript is spliced from 3 exons. The record is from RefSeq and is a predicted model, not a curated record.
GUCACAACGAACGGGAUGAAGUUUGACAUUGACACUUUGACAGCCGUGACCUUCAGAAGUUUGACGGAUUACGCGGUAUCUACUUCAAGGGAGCUAAGGGAAAUUUUUCAGACUACGUCACAAAAAUUGAUGUUUUCUUCCCUUUCCGUUGAUGGAUACUGGUUGAGACAGAAACACGUUGGUUGUGAAAGGAUCAAAAUGUCAAACCCAAAAGCUGUAUUCGACUAUAGAGAUGAAUCUCAAGCAGACCGACUUGCACGAAAGUCAAAAGAUUCACCAUUUAUGAUCAUAGGUAUUCUGGGAUUAAUAGGUGUGUGUGGGUUUGGAGCAUACAAGUACAAGACCAAGGGUAAAAUGAGCACCAGUGUGUUUCUGAUGCAGCUCCGAGUGGCAGCCCAAGGCACCGUGGUGUCAGCGCUAACUAUAGGACUGGCGUAUACACUAGUAAAGGAGCAUCUACUAAAGGAUGAUAAGAAGAAAGAAUAACUAUAAUAGCAAAAUUAAUAUUUUAGCAAAAAUUUCGUUUGGGAAACUUUUAACUUUCAGAUAAUACUUAUUUGAUCAGAAAUCUCAUUUUAAUCUCAAAUGUAUAAAUGCAUAAGUUUCCCUUGCUAGUAUAGUUUAGGAGCUAAUUAUGUUCUGUGAUCAUUUAGCAGGUAUUAUUUAAAUUUACGUAAAAAUGUGUUAUUUAUUGGUUAAGUUAUUGCAUAGUGGAUAGCACCCAUUGUUCUUAAUUUGUAGUGUGUUGGAUCUCUGUCAAAAAGCACUCGCCUUUCUGUCAGCCAUCCAACAAUCAGCACUGCAAGUCACAAGUUUUAUAACAAAGACCUAUGACAUAGUUCUGUUAAUAUACAUAAUACCAAAGGUAUUAAAAUCUAUUAAACAAUAGUGUUCAUAAAUCUCGAAUAUAAUAAUUAACUUUUGGAAUCUGUAUAAAGAUCUUACUAUAUUAUGUGAAUAUCAGAAAUUCUGUUAUUGUAUGUGGAAACAAUAUAAAAAUAAUGUUGUGGUGACUUAAGCUGCUUAUUUACUUAAAGUGAAAUAAAUAAAAAUAACUUGAUUAAAUUUAA